UAUUAUUUUCCAAUUAAAAAUUAAUUAAGAACCAAAGUACCUUAAUUAAUUAGUCAGCUAUCUUAUCCUAUAAAUACAGAUAAAUUACACCCAAUUCAUUCAAUCAAUACAAGGAACAAUAUCUUCUCAAUUAAUUACAUUUAUUAUUAUCAUCGUCAUCAUCAUAAUCCAUGGCGAAGAUCGGGUUGAUCGUGUUCAUGGUCGCCAUGAUGGCAGUGGCGUUGGUGGUGGAGGGUGGCUGUGACGUCGAAAGUCUAAGUCCUUGCUGGGCGGCGUUGGGGGGAGCAACGCCGUCGGCGCUAUGCUGCCGGAGGUUGAGGGACGAGAAGGAUUGUCUAACAUGUGACAACCUCAAAAAGUACCAAAAAUACAUCACCCGAAACCAGGCUGAGCGUAUAGCCCGGGCCUGUAAUGUCCCGAUCCCCGAAUGCUGACUUUCUUGAUUCCAUCGUCGUCGUUGCCAUGGAUAAGGAGUACUUAUCCAUGAACCCUAAAAAAAUGAAUAAGAAUAAGAAUGAGAAUAAUAAUAUAUAUAAGGCAAUGCAAGCUUUAUGUAUUGUGGGAAAUGAAAUUAUAUAAUGUUGUGUUUAAGUUGCUAUAAUGUACUGAAAAUAAAAUUGUUGUGUUCGUGGAUAUAUAUAUAUAUAUAUAGAGAGAGAGAGAGAGAUAUAGAUAUGUGGCGUCAGUUUGGGUGUGUAAAACAUGUGUUAUGUGAAUUAUAUAUUAUGUUGAAAUCAUCAUAUAUUGUGUUACAUAGAAUUAUUUAAUAUGUUAUAUUAUACUCCCUCUGUCCCAUAUAUAUAUAUAUAUUCAUUUAUUUUUUGCACAAAGUUUUAAAAAUAUUAGUAUUAUAUUGAGAUAAAGUAGAAAUAAAGGUAAAAAGAUUAAAUUACCCCUAUUACUAUUGUAUGAUAUAAAGGUAAUGACAUUUGUGUAAUAUAUUGUAAAUUGGAAGGGUAUUUGUAAUGUUAGAUAGAUAGUACAAUUACUAAAAAAAAAUAGAUAUUUUGUUAUGGGACGGACCAAAAUAAAAAAUUGGAUAGAUUGUUAAGAGACGGAUGGAUGGAGUAUAUUCUAUUAAUAUUUGUUAUGGCAGUUACAUAUUGUGAUGUAUUGUAUAAUUUGUUUAUUGUGCU
Messenger RNA from Andrographis paniculata, 1136 nucleotides. RefSeq names its product non-specific lipid-transfer protein 2-like. Bases 171 to 434 code for a protein of 87 amino acids. The record is from RefSeq and is a predicted model, not a curated record. The transcript has a single exon. Gene Ontology annotation, biological process: lipid transport. Lineage: Eukaryota; Viridiplantae; Streptophyta; Magnoliopsida; Lamiales; Acanthaceae.